Clarias gariepinus (North African catfish) is the source of this 5958-nucleotide messenger RNA. RefSeq names its product nucleoporin 153 (gene nup153). Bases 80 to 4717 code for a protein of 1545 amino acids. Gene Ontology annotation, cellular component: nuclear pore. NCBI's taxonomy places the organism in Eukaryota, Metazoa, Chordata, Actinopteri, Siluriformes, Clariidae. The record is from RefSeq and is a predicted model, not a curated record. Gene Ontology annotation, molecular function: structural constituent of nuclear pore. Gene Ontology annotation, biological process: RNA export from nucleus; protein import into nucleus. The transcript is spliced from 22 exons.
GCUGUUGACAGGCGGAGAGCGCUCUCCGGCGCAGUGAGAGAACUAACAGUGCGUGUGAGUGUGUGUGCGCGCAUUCGCCAUGGCGGCCACAGGAGGAGGGAAAAUCAGAACAAGACGAUAUCACGUCGUUUCUAAACCUUACGCCAAGGCCAAACAGCAGCCUGGUCUGAUAAGCCGAGUAACAGACACCGUGAAGAGUAUAGUCCCCUCUUGGCUACAGAAGUAUUUCAAAAACGGCGAGUUAGCCGAAGAAGAAGAGACACCGGUCCAGGUGGAGCAGAACGACGUCACGGCUCCUCCCAACGGCAGUCAGGAAUCCGCUCCGCUCCCCAACGCACGCGACUCCCCCGAACCCAGCACCAGUAACGCGGAACCCUCAACAAGCAAAGCUUCGUUGAAUUUCCAGGACGUUCUCUCCAGACCUCCACUUAACCGCUCGCACCUGCAUUUCCCUUCCCACGACGGCUCCCCUGCGCUCAGUGGAUCUCUCUUUUCCCAGCCCUCCACAUCCACCGCUCCCCCUUUUCCACCGAGCCCCUUCGCUGUGAGCUCGAGCUUCAUCCCCCUCGUGAAGGAGAUCAAGGACUCGAGCUCUCAGCACGAGGACGACAACAUCUCCACCACGAGCGGCUUUUCAUCGCGGGCGUCUGAUAAAGAUGUUCCCACCUCAAAGACUGCACCCCUCCUCUGGUCCCCAGAGACAGAACGCACACAGUCCGCGUCGCAGCUGGCUCACAGCAGCCUCAAGAAGCCGGCGUUUAACCUGUCGGUCUUUGGCACAUCCUCAUCAUCAGCGAUGAACAGUUCAGUGUUGAACUCCAGUCAGUUGGGGGAUUCUCCCUUCUAUCCAGGAAAGACGACGUAUGGAGGCGCUGCAGCAGCCAAGGCGGCUCGAUCACGGCCGGGCACUCCUUAUCACGCUCCGGUGAGGAGACAGAUCAAGGCCAAACCGGCAGGAGCUCAGCCCUGUGGAGUGACCAGCGCCACUGCCAGGCGCAUCCUGCAGUCACUGGAGCGCAUGUCCAGCCCUCUCGCUGACGCGAAAAGAAUUCCAUCAACAGUUUCUUCUCCGUUAUCAACCUCGUUGAAUCACUCGGCUCUAGAUGGAAGCGGUAAUUUUCAGUCUAAGAGGAAGAAGCUGGAACCAGCCGUCCCGCCUGUGCAGAAGCUGGUGAUUCCAGCUGUUGCAGCUGUGUCUGGGAACCGCUCCAUGUCUUUCCGCCCUUCCCUCACUCCUGGAUCUGUAAGCAGAGUGUUAGAAAAGAUCAGCAAGGAGACGCCUGUGAGACGGUCCCCUCAGGUCCCAGACGCCGUUCCAGCUGCUACGGCAAGCAUAAGCGGCCUGUCGUACCCGUUGUCCAGCACACCAGCUGCCAGUGUCACGAGUACUGGCGGGGGCAAGAUGAAGAGAGAAAGGAGCGUCCGACCUUCCACCAAAAGACCGGACGAUGAGGUUGUCGAAGUGCCGAAUCUGCCCGCUGUCUCUCUGCCGAUCAGUAACUUCAACCUGCCUACUUUCACUUUCUCUUCCCCGCCCCCUGCCUCGACGCUUACACCCAGCACCACGCCUCGAGUCUCUGAGAAGGCAGCCAUCAGUAAGGAAACCAACAAAGAAUCCACACCUGUUUCUGUCUCUUUUACCUUUUCUUCACCUAUUGUCAAGGCGACAGCUGCCAGUCCACCAUCCUUUUCCUCAUCACCGGGAUUUACCUUUAGCGCGCCGACUAUGAAAACCGGAAUUUCCAUGUCAAAUGGUAAACUUCCUCCAGCGAAAGUAAAAACAGCCGGUGAAAGUAGUGAGGAGUUUCAAGGGCCUUUCAAACCAGCCAAGACCUUGAAGCGGGGUAGUGUUCUAGAUGUCCUUAAAGAACCUGGAUUUUCUUCCUCGUCCCAGAAAUCCUCCGCAACACAAGAGGCGAGGAAUAGCAACACAACCGCACAAUUGUUUUCGACUUCUCUCCCCAACUUUGGUGAGAAAUUUAAACCUGCAGCAGGAUCAUGGAACUGUGGUACCUGCAUGGUGCAAAACAAGCCCUCAGACAAAAAGUGCGUGGCCUGCCAGGCCCCGCAGCCCAGCACAGACUUUUCAUCCAAAUUGGACAGUGGACCCGCAAAAGCCCCCGCUGCUAGUCUUAGUUCUUUGUUUGCGCCACCAGCCGGAAGCUGGGAAUGUGACACCUGUCUGGUGCAGAACAAGCCUGAGGUGGUUAAAUGUGUAGCGUGCGAAACGGCCAAGCCGGGGACCGGAGUAAAACCGGCCCUGAGUCGACCUCCUGUCUCUGAGGUUUCCUCAACCCUGCCUGCUUCUUCUACACCGGCCAUCACUUCCACCUUCAGCAGCAGCAGCACUACCACAACCACCGCCGGCACAACAUCUGGACUGCUUAGUUUUGCUGACAAAUUUAAGAAGCCGGAGGGGAUGUGGAAUUGUGACGUAUGCAUGGUGGACAACAAAGCACAAGAUGUUAAGUGUGUAGCAUGUCAGAACGCUAAACCAGGAGCAGCUGCGGCACUGCCAUCUCAAGCACCAUUAUCCCAGGCUUCUGCCUCCACACCAGCAAGUACAGCACCUCUGUUAGGAUUUGGAGACAAGUUCAAGAAACCAGAGGGAAGUUGGGAUUGUGACGUCUGCUGUGUUCAGAACAAGGCUGCGGACCAGAAGUGUGUGGCGUGUGAAACACCCAAACCAGGAGCUAAAGUAGAAACCAAAGGUUUUGCCAAGCAAUCCUUCAGCAUGAAUUCAACCUCAACUUCUUUUAAAUUUGGUGCUCCACCAACAACUUCAAAUUCGGCCUCCAGUGAAUUGAAAUUCGGCGGCUCUUUCUCCAACCCCACCUCAUCGUCGUCCUUUAAAUUCGGUAACGCUUCAUCAGACUCCACCUCCACUUCUUCAGGCUUCAAAUUUGGAAGUUCGUCCUCAGAAAGUUCUUCAGGAGCGUUCAAGUUUGGUGGAGCUUCCACAGAACAGAGCUCGACAGGCUCGGCUUCAACGGAUUCUUUCAAAUUUGGCGGUUCCUCAAACGGCUUUAAGUUCGGAGCGGAUUCCACAUCCGGAUCGACAGGCGAAGAGAAAAAGAGCGAACCUCAAAAUCCCGGUGCGGGUUUUAAGUUCGGAGGAAGCACUACGAGCGGUUUCGGCUCCACGAGUACUGCGGCCACAACUGCGUCACAGGGCUUUUCCUUCGGGCUGUCUAAACCAUCUGAAGAGAAAACUGGGUCGAAUCUGUCAUUCAGUUUCUCGGCACCUAAAGCCUCCGAAGUGGAAAAGGAGAACCCUCUUCCUUCCAGAGAAGCCGUUUUAGACACUUCCAACACGGUUUGUCUCUUCAGCGACUCUUUAGCGCCAGAGGCUGAUCAAACCACGGGCCAGUUGUUUGGCGAGGAAACCCCACAAAAGACUUCAACCGCUGCUUUCAUGUUCGGUAAACCAGAGGAGAAAAAGGAUACCUCAACAAUCUCGACCGGGUUCAUAUUCAGUACGACCAAGGAGGCUGCCAAUCCCGCACCCACUACUGUGGGCUUUAAUUUUAACAAACCAGACCCUACAAAGGAAGUCCCCAAACCUACAUUUACGUUUGGGAAACCCACCGAGCCGGCAGAAACCCAAAAGCCUGUGUUUGGCUUCGGACAGAAUGCAACAGACACUGCAGCCCCCAAGCCUGCGUUUGCCUUCAUUGGAGGUUCAUCCACUGCUCCUGCUCCUGCCCCAGCCCCAGCCCCUGCUUCCUCUAGCCUCUUCGGGACUCCCAGCAGUUCAAGCCUGGCUCCCACCCCUGCUCCUAGUAGCACCUUCGUUUUUGGUCAAGGCUCCUCUUCUGAAACACCUUCCAAGACUUUCUUGUUCGGUCAGCAGCAGCAAGAAACCCAGCCAGCCUCGACAGAAGCCUCUGCCGCUCCAAAUCAGUCACAGCCAUUCGUCUUCGGCUCCAUGAACAGCUCGACCACGUCGCCGUUUGCUUUUGGCGCUGCAUCCUCCGCGCCGGCGUCUUCUUUUGGCCCUGCAGCCUCCGCGCCGGCGUCUUCUUUCGGCGCUGCAGCCUCCGCGCCGGCGUCUUCUUUCGGCGCUGCAGCCUCCGCGCCGGCGUCUUCUUUCGGCGCUGCAGCCUCCGCGCCGGCGUCUUCUUUCGGCGCUGCAGCCUCCGCGCCAUCGUCUUCUUUCGGCGCUGCAGCCUCCGCGCCGGCGUCUACAGCCCCUGCACCCUCUCCGUUUGGGUUUACCGCCACUACGUCCGCCUCUGGCUUCGGCCCGGGACCGACACUGGCGUUCGGCUCAUCGCAGUCUGCAGUUCCAGUCUUUGGAUCGGCUGCAUCCUCUUUCACAGCCACACCAUCGGCGGCAGCUCCUGCCUUCGGAGUGAAGCCUAAUACUCAGUCGGUUUUUGGCCAACAGGCCAACUCGACACCUGGCUUUGGAUCUUCUACUGCCCCUUCUGGUCAAGGAUCUUUCCAGUUUGGAGGAAACAAUGCAUUCGGAGCAACCGGUGGUAGCAGCAACAGCAGUGUAUUUACCUUUGGAGCAGGUGCUGCUGGUGCUACGGGAAGUCCCGCAGGAGCACCAGCUAUGUCCGCUCAGCCGGCAGCUCCUGGAGGAGGCUUCGGCUUCUCACCGUCUGCAGCAUUCAAUAUUGGGUCAGCAAAGAAUGCUAACGCCCCAACGAACAGACAGCACGCCAUCGCCGGACGCAAGAUCAAAACCGCCGUCCGGCGCAGGAAGUAAAGCUGGAAAAUGACGAAGGCUGUGCCACAUUUUGAACAAACACUGAAGUACUUGGUAUUUUGAGCUUGGGCGUACACACACAAACACACACACGGCUCUGUUUUUCUUUUGGCCAGGAGAUUUGUUUUAUAGUCGAGGGUCACCGGUUUGUAGACUUGUGCAGAAUCUGGUCCUGUGGCCCAAAUCUCAAAGAAACAGACUCUCAAAAAAAAAUUAAACAGAAGAAAUAAAUACAAUCAGACACAACACCUGACCCUGCGCAGAAAAGGUAUAUAUAUUUUCAGCAACGUUGGCGGGAUUUUGCGCAUGUUUUUUUUUUUUUUUUUUUUUUCUUUAAAGGAGAUACCAUGCAAAAACCAAUUUAGGGCAGUGACAGAUUUCGCUUGGGUGAUGUGCAGGUAAAUUAAAUCUGCACGUGGCAGAACCAAGGACUAGUUGCUGUAUGUACAGUGAUGCGAGUGUUUCUAUGUACUGAAUGAAGCAAUUUUUUUGUGCGCAGAUUUGUGUGUUUUGUUUUGUUUUUUUGUACAUGCUGAAUUGUGUGUGCUGGUUGGAAAAUGGAGGCAAUUGAAUGUGUUUAAAAGGAAAGGGCUGGGUUGUGGUUAAUCACACCCACGUGCUGGCGAUCGGUCGGUGGAAGAAAAAAAACGUUAGCCCCGCUGCUCUCCUCUGAUCCUUCUGUAAAUCUGCACUCGCGAAUCUGUUUCGAAUUCUCGAGUGCCCCUCCCUUUUAUGUCCCCCCCAUCCUUUUCCUUAUUACUCUCCUCUCUCAACUCUCUACACCUCAUCUUCACUCUGUCUUUUGCCUUUUGAAUAUUAUUAAAAACUUGUAAAUAGUAACCUUUUUUUAAAAAAUCUGUGAAGUUUUUUGUGUGAUAAACAAGCUUAUUUUUCAUUCAGCGUUUCUUUUUUCCUUUUUUUUUUCCCUUUUUGUCUUUUAGAAUUUAUGUAAAGCCCUUAUUUCAAAGUUACCCAAAUCCAUUUAAAGAUGACCUUAAAUGCAAAUUGGGGAUCCUUUGAAGACUAAAGGUAUAUUGGCAUUUCUGAUCCACUUUUGUUUGGACCAAAACCAGUAUUGUAAAAAGUGUUUAAUUAUAUAUUUUUCUAUUGCUUGUUUAAAUGGACUUGGGGUGACUUUGGAUAGUAAGGACAUCUACUUAAUUUUAAAGCCAUGAUAAUUAUUACUGAAUGAGUGAUAAAUAAAACCAUGGAUAAUUGCCAUCAAUAAAAGUACAAAAUUA